Messenger RNA from Babjeviella inositovora NRRL Y-12698, 1377 nucleotides. RefSeq lists its product as uncharacterized. The transcript has a single exon. NCBI's taxonomy places the organism in Eukaryota, Fungi, Ascomycota, Pichiomycetes, Serinales. The coding region runs from base 117 to 1199 and encodes 360 amino acids. Gene Ontology annotation, cellular component: cytoplasm. The record is from RefSeq and is a predicted model, not a curated record. Gene Ontology annotation, biological process: protein import into nucleus.
CCCCGCCUUAUUGAAGCAUUCCCAGGUUUAACUAGCACAAUCGACCUAAGGAUACACCCAAACUAACCCUUUUCUUUAAAUUAUUUCCAAACCCGAAGAGACGUCCAAAAAAGAUUAUGAGUCGUCCAACACAGGGCCUAGAGGUUGUCAGGAUUAAGAGAAAGAGAGGCCAGGAUCCGCUCCAGGCUUUGAUCCUUGAGGGACCCAGCUCCAAAAAGUCGAAGAAAGCUACCGUUUCCCCCAAUGUGUUCUUCAAGUUGGCCAGAACUGACGAUAGCUAUGACGAGGCUGGAUACAUUAACCGGAACGAGUCCCUCUUGGAGUCUUCUACCGCCCAGGGCGACGAUGAAAAUGUGUUCUACUUGUCGAAAAAGAGACCAGCCGACGAAUUACCUGAUAUCUUGUCUGAAAUGAUCGGCGAUGUCCUACUGUUGGACUCCCCCGACCAGCCGAGAAAGAGAAAGCUACCUACCAGAAGGUUUAGCAGUAGCCGUACCACAACCAGUGAGGCUCCAACCCUCAAAACAACUACCAACAUGGAUGAAUACGUGUACGACGUCUACUACAGAGACAAACAGUUCCACGAUGAUUUGGCUGAGACAAAUAUCGGGUACAUCAAGCUCACCGAGGGAGAUGACGGUCUUUUCAACUUGAUCAACGACGAAAGUGAUACCGAAAGGGUGGUAUACUCAGACGAUGAGGAUUCCAACGCGGAGGAUUUCUACCGGAACGACUACCCUGAAAACGAGGAUGCGUCUGACUCUGAGUUUGAGCAGAUUGCAGCCAUGGCCGACCAUCCCUACCGGAAACAAAGAGCCCCAGACAGUGACGAAGAAUAUGCCGAUAAUGCGCUACAGCAAGUGGAGGAUAGCUAUCUUCCAAUUGAAGACGAAGAUGAAGAAGAGAUGAGCGACGACGAGGACGACGUGUACGAGAUUUCCCACAACCGUAGAAGGUUCAGCCAUGCAGAAUACCUAGAAACAGAGGGUGUGGCCAAUCCCGCAGAGUUUGACAACUUAUAUGAGGACUUUUAUGACGAAACUGCCGCAGAGCCAGCGUCGUUUUUGGAUGACGGAACCAACCAGCAGAUGCCGUUUAAGAGAAAUAAGUUCUUUGCUACAGAUGAGGACGACGAGAUGGCCAUCCAUAGGGAUCGGAUUUUUGGAAAGCUUGAAAGGAUGAUUAACGAGCGGAGUUGAAACCUAAUGGCCUUACUUUGGAGUUGAAAGAAUACACAAGUGUAGCCAUGUAGUUCCUUAUGCUCAUGCCCAGAAUUUAUGGAGCAUUAAUACGACAGUUCAGGGAAUUGAGUUCAUUUAUGUGAUAAAUAAUUUGAUUGUAUGAUUAUAGCAGCGGCUAAAAAACGUUAUUUUCCGU